Messenger RNA from Brienomyrus brachyistius, 1350 nucleotides. RefSeq lists its product as uncharacterized. The coding region runs from base 1 to 1350 and encodes 449 amino acids. Lineage: Eukaryota; Metazoa; Chordata; Actinopteri; Osteoglossiformes; Mormyridae. The record is from RefSeq and is a predicted model, not a curated record. The transcript has a single exon.
AUGUUUGCUCCCCGUGAAGCAGCCCAUUGGAUGUCCUGCCAAAGGCGGACAACAGCCUCUAGGAAACGCCUUGAAAUCCACGUAUCACCCUCCCGCUCAUCACCCACUACGUAUCACCCUCCCGCUCAUCACCCACUACGUAUCACCCUCCCGCUCAUCACCCACUACGUAUCACCCUCCCGCUCAUCACCCGCCACGUAUCACCCUCCCGCUCAUCACCCGCCACGUAUCACCCUCCCCCUCAUCACCCGCCACGUAUCACCCUCCCGCUCAUCACCCGCCACGUAUCACCCUCCCGCUCAUCACCCGCCACGUAUCACCCUCCCGCUCAUCACCCGCCACGUAUCACCCUCCCGCUCAUCACCCACUACGUAUCACCCUCCCGCUCAUCACCCGCCACGUAUCACCCUCCCGCUCAUCACCCGCCACGUAUCACCCUCCCCCUCAUCACCCGCCACGUAUCACCCUCCCGCUCAUCACCCGCCACGUAUCACCCUCCCGCUCAUCACCCGCCACGUAUCACCCUCCCGCUCAUCACCCGCCACGUAUCACCCUCCCCUCAUCACCCGCCACGUAUCACCCUCCCGCUCAUCACCCGCCACGUAUCACCCUCCCCUCAUCACCCGCCACGUAUCACCCUCCCGCUCAUCACCCGCCACGUAUCACCCUCCCGCUCAUCACCCGCCACGUAUCACCCUCCCCUCAUCACCCGCCACGUAUCACCCUCCCGCUCAUCACCCACUACGUAUCACCCUCCCGCUCAUCACCCGCCACGUAUCACCCUCCCCUCAUCACCCGCCACGUAUCACCCUCCCGCUCAUCACCCGCCACGUAUCACCCUCCCGCUCAUCACCCGCCACGUAUCACCCUCCCCUCAUCACCCGCCACGUAUCACCCUCCCGCUCAUCACCCGCCACGUAUCACCCUCCCGCUCAUCACCCGCCACGUAUCACCCUCCCGCUCAUCACCCGCCACGUAUCACCCUCCCGCUCAUCACCCACUACGUAUCACCCUCCCGCUCAUCACCCGCCACGUAUCACCCUCCCGCUCAUCACCCACUACGUAUCACCCUCCCGCUCAUCACCCGCCACGUAUCACCCUCCCGCUCAUCACCCACUACGUAUCACCCUCCCGCUCAUCACCCGCCACGUAUCACCCUCCCCUCAUCACCCGCCACGUAUCACCCUCCCGCUCAUCACCCGCCACGUAUCACCCUCCCCUCAUCACCCGCCACGUAUCACCCUCCCGCUCAUCACCCGCCACGUAUCACCCUCCCCUCAUCACCCGCCACGUAUCACCCUCCCACUCAUCACCUGCCAUGAAUCACUCUCCCACUCGCCUUCUAUGUAA